Molecule: messenger RNA, 1072 nt
Organism: Vigna unguiculata (cowpea)
Lineage: Eukaryota; Viridiplantae; Streptophyta; Magnoliopsida; Fabales; Fabaceae
Source: RefSeq, a predicted model, not a curated record
AGUAGUUUUUAUUUCAUUUUUAUGGCCCGUUAGUGUAACGAGACCAACGACACAAUGAUUCUGUUUCUCUUUAUAAGUCAAAAGAUCUGUCGAAAAAGCUGAUGAGAAUAGCCAUUGGCAAAGCACUCUGAGUCAGUGGUUAUGCAAUUCUUUUUGACCCCAUUAUUGCUCUAAUUACACUUAUUUUCCCCACACUAUAUUCAGAGUCAUUGUCAAUAAUUCGCAGUUUCCAUGCUUACCAAAUAACAACAAGGUGUGAACGAACGACUCCUGCAGUCCUAUCUAACAUCUUAGGAGGUCUUGUGCAUGCUAAACAAAAACUCCAAAACAUGGCUCGACAGGAUGAAGGGUGGCCACUGGGUUUAUUACAGCCAGUGAAUGCAAGGGUUGAAUUGGUGAGAAACAGUGAAAAUGCAGAGACUGGGACAGGUUCAAUUUCAUUCAACACCUUACUCACUAACUCUCCAUCUUCUUCUACAGAUUCUUCAUCUGAUUUAGACACUCAGUCGACGGGGUCUUUUUUUCGCGACCAAAGUACCACACUUGGGAGCCUAAUGGGUGUUUCCAGCAUUGUGGAAGUGUCAAGAAGAUCUCUCAGAGAAACCAAAACAGAGCUCUUGAAGAGCAAAAAGAAGUUAAAGUUUUGGUCAUGGUGUUUGUGUUUGGGUUGGAGGAGUACAAAUUGUGAAGGUGAGAAUGCCCCAUCUCUGGCUCAGUUUCUUGCAGUGGAAAGAAGAGUUGCUAAUGAAAAUAGAAGGAACCAAAGCCUUCAUUUUGAGCUUGCAUUGGCUGAAACCAAUAUUGCAGAAAGAAAUUCACUGUUUAUCAAUGGCACCAUUGCUCCCCCUCACUCCAUAAGUCCAACCCAUAGCAUCGGAACAGAUAGAAAAAACACAGAAAUAAAGCACGCUAACAACAAAGCCUCUGGUUCACUCCCACAGUUAUUUUCAUGCAUGUGUGGAAUAUGUAUCUAAAGUAAUCUGAUUUAGAUUUUAUAUUAAAAUUGUUAUUUGUUAAAAAGUGGACAAUCGAUUUUGUAAUGAUAAAAUAAGUAUGGACUUAAUCUAUAUGU